Molecule: messenger RNA, 1404 nt
Organism: Eupeodes corollae
Lineage: Eukaryota; Metazoa; Arthropoda; Insecta; Diptera; Syrphidae
Exons: 1
Coding region: 1-1404 (467 amino acids)
Source: RefSeq, a predicted model, not a curated record
AUGAGGAAAAUUGUCUCAAAUGUAAGCUCCCCUUUUACAAACAUAACCAAAUGGCUUGUUAAUGAAUUACAAAAAUUCGGAAAUUUUGACGGUUUUUCAGUCAAGAACACAUUUGACUUCGUUGACAAAGUAAAAAACAUAGAAAUUGAAGAUGAUGAAAUUAUGAUUUCAUUCGAUGUAACGGCCCUUUUUCCAUCGAUCCCUAUUAAUGAAGCAGUCGAAGCAAUCAGAAAUCAUUUACUUAAAUUUGAUCUACCACCAGAAAAAACAAAAACUUACAUUGAUUGCAUCAACAUUUGCAUGAAACACAAUUGUUUUCAAUUUCGGGACUCAUUUUAUUCAAACGACUUCGGAUGUAGUAUGGGAAACGGCCUCUCGCCAUAUGUCGCAGAAGCUUACAUGUGUAAAUUUGAAUCUGAUUUAAAAAAAGAAGGUAAACUACCAAGUAUUUGGCACAGAUAUGUUGAUGAUACCUUUGCUGUAGUGAAGAAAUCAGAAGCUGACAAAAUACUCGCAACAAUCAACAACAGAUUCCAUAGCAUUAAAUUCACUUUCGAGAAAGAGGAUGACACCCUUCACACUUUGCCCUUUCUCGACCUUGAAAUCAAGAGAAAAGGGAAAAACGUUGAGUUCAGUGUCUACAGAAAACCCACAUCCACAGAUCGAUACAUAACAAAUGAUUCAUAUUGCGCCUAUAAUCAAAAAAUUGCAGCCUUCCAUUCAAUGGUUUACAGAUUAUGCCGUCUACCUUUAUCAGUUGAAAGCUACAUGAAAGAAUACCAACAAAUACUUCAUAUAGCUGAUGUGAACGGCUACGAUAAAUUAAUCAUAGACCAUUUGAUCAAAAAACACUCGAAGAAGUUAAAGCUCAGCAACAUCAGUACGUUAUUUGACCAAAACACAAGUUCAAAUAAACACCGCGUCACUUUACCCUUCACCCCGAAUAUCACCAACAAGCUAAUACAUGUCUUUGCUAAAUCAGAAAUGAGCAUUGUACAUACAAACAACAACAAAUUAAAAUCUAUCCUAGGAUCAACAAAAGACAACAUACCAACUAAUCGAUGCAGCGGCAUUUACCAAAUCUCUUGCUCUAACUGCAACAAAAAAUACAUUGGACAAACAAGAAGAGCUGCAGAGGUUAGAUUCAACGAACACCAUCGAUCCGUAAAAAAGAAAGAGAUAGACAAAGCAAUAGCAGCCCACAUAUUUGACCCAAACAACGAUAGUCCACACAAAAUAACUUCUUUUGACGACAAUUUUAAGCUUUUGAAAAAAGUAAACAAACCUAAUAAACUGGACGCAUAUGAAUCUAUACAUAUAUAUAUCAACAACAACCUCAUGAACUUAGAACCUGGACCAAUUGACUCCAAACUAUUCAGCGCUAUUAAGAAAGAGAAUAGAUAA